CAACGUUGUAUUGUAUUUGUGUAAUGUCAUACAAACGAAAUGAAAAUACGGAAGUGUUUUAGUUUAGUAAUUGAAUAAAAAUACUUCUGGCUGUGUCUUGUUUUCUAUUGGUUAUUACUUUGUGCUGUUAUUGUAUGCAUACAAUAUUCCGUUAUUUAUUUCGAAAGUAGGUCAAACAUACAAAAUGGACCACCAGCCUCUUGCUUCGAAAUUGGCUUCUUUAUGCCUCAUUUCGCAAUGUAAAUUGAAAGAAAUCCUGUUACUAUGUGGAGAUAAAAAAGACCUGAUAAUAGAUCCUACACUUAUAAAACCGUUAGAGAGGAUUUGCGGCGUAAGCUGGCUUAGACAACAUGGCAUUGAUAAAAUUUACAAAAUGGACCCACAACUCGGGAGCACAGCUAACACGAAUCGAGUGUACUUCAUACCUGCUUGCAUUAUGAAAUACAAAUGUGUUUUGGACCAGAUCUCUUCAGUACUGAGUCAAAACCCUGCCUUGGCUGAUCAGAAUUGCUUCCACAUUAUAAUAGUACCUAAAGUCCUUACAACAUAUGACUCAGUGUUAGAAAGUAAAGGAUUGUAUGGAAUUGUGAAGCUCCAUACAUUUUCAUGGGAGCUCAUGGCUUUAGAUGAGCAGCUACUUAGUUUAGAGCUCCCCUUCCUCUUCAAGCAGUUAUUUGUUGAACAAAAUCAUUCCUUACUCUCCAGUAUAUCCAUGUCACUAUGGAGUAUGUUCCAUGUUACUGGGAAGCCUAGAGCUAUAUUCUCUGUUGGUAAAUUAUCUGCAAGUGUCCUGGACAUGUUGGAGAUCUACAAUGAAACUUAUGCAAGAGACUUCCUUGAUACUCACAGCUCCAAAGAAAUUGGAGCUUUGAUUGUUAUUGAUAGAAACCAAGACUAUGCAUCCAGUCUGCUCACCCCAGCUACAUAUAGUGGUUUAUUGAGUGAAUUAUUUAACAUAAAUUGUGGGCAUUUAGACUUAAAUGUAAAAGAAACCAAAUUGAAGAAAGGAAAAUUGAAUUUUGGUGCAGAAGAGGAAGCAGCGACUUCCAAAAAUACAGUCAUGACAUUAGAUAGUAAUAUAGAUACUUUGUAUGGAGAAAUUAAACACAGGCACUUCUCAGAAGUCCUCAGUGUUCUCAGUUCCAAAGCCAAGCUUUUGAAGAAUGAGGACAUUAAAGCAUUAGGGAUACAGGAAAUCAAGCAGUUUGUUGCGACAAAACUGCAACAAGUGUCACUCUUCAAACAGAAUCUAGUCAACCAUGUGCUUGCAUGUGAAACUAUCAUAUCUGAAAUGAGUAACAAGUUUGAGAAUCUGAAGCUAGCUGAAACUGAAAUGUUGAACAAUAGAAAUAAGAAGUCAAACUUUACAUUUGUUGAUGAGAACUUUGGCACAGACAUACAUAUUUACAACAGCUUGCGACUCAUGUGCUUGCUCAGCUUGACCCAGUCACUAACUUAUGAUGAGUACAAUGCUCUAAUAAGCAAAUACUUAUUGGCUUUUGGAUACAAGUACCUGUAUGUUUUUAACAAUCUCAUAAAUGCUGGUUUAUUGGUUCAGCCAUCAAGUCCAAAAUUGUCUUUGAACAUUUCAAAUCUUGGGAAUCUAAGUGACAGAUUACCGAAAUGGCAGAAUGAGUUUCAGAGUGUAGCUAAUAAGUUGAAGCAGCUCCCAUCUCAAGCUGAUAAGGUUGGUAAAGCAUGUCCAAGUUAUGUGUUCCAUGGUGGGUAUGUGCCAUUGAUUGCAGUGCUCUGUAAUGCUCUACUGACAUCUGACACCUUUGCUGAUGCCUUAGCAAAGUUGUCAGCUGUAUCAGACUUGCGAGUUGGAGGUACAAUCCUAGAAAAAUUCAAGGAUGGUAUAGAAACAUUGAAUGAAAAAUUAUCAAACUUAAAAUUACAAAGUGACUUGGAAUUUGGUUGCAAAGAUGUUAGAGGUUUAGCUAAAACAUUGAAAAAUGAGCCUAAUAAAGGGGGAUGUUUUCCUUUGAAGCCUAAAACUGUGUUGGUAUAUGUUAUUGGUGGUGUGAACUAUGCGGAGGUAGCAGCUUGUGAUGUGAUACAGACUAAUACGGGCAGUAAGAUAAUAGUGGCAAGCGAUUGUAUAGCCAGUGGGGCGGACUUGAUGGCUGCUAAUACUUGAAACAAACUAAAAAGAACUUGGGAACAGAUAUUAUUACUAUAAACUCAUUUUAUUGAACAUGUACCACCUUAUCAAGUCUGCUACAUUUAAUGUGAUGUUUAGUCAGCUAGUUGUAAUUACAAUCUAUGUCUUGAAGCUUUUAUAAUAAGGUAUUUUGUAUAAACAGAAUUUAUUUACUUUUGCUACUAAGUUAUUAUUCCACUAGCCUAUUUAUGUGUCAUAAUAUGUAUAAUAUUAAGGAUAAAUGAAUAAUCUCAAUUUUAUUAAAA
Spodoptera litura is the source of this 2409-nucleotide messenger RNA. RefSeq names its product vacuolar protein sorting 33B (gene Vps33B). NCBI's taxonomy places the organism in Eukaryota, Metazoa, Arthropoda, Insecta, Lepidoptera, Noctuidae. Gene Ontology annotation, biological process: vesicle-mediated transport. The record is from RefSeq and is a predicted model, not a curated record.